Messenger RNA from Acanthopagrus latus (yellowfin seabream), 1264 nucleotides. Its product is annotated as transmembrane protein 233. The coding region runs from base 236 to 568 and encodes 110 amino acids. The transcript is spliced from 3 exons. Gene Ontology annotation, cellular component: membrane. Lineage: Eukaryota; Metazoa; Chordata; Actinopteri; Spariformes; Sparidae. The record is from RefSeq and is a predicted model, not a curated record.
CCCACAAACUUCAUUUUUUUUUCCCCCCAAGCUUUGAAAGAAGACAAGAACCAAACACACAACAUAUCAGACACAUCAACCGGAUCUUUGAGCCUCUGGGUUCUGGUUAAAAGAGGGACUUCAGCUCCUCCAGUUGGAUUUCUGUCGCUUCAGGUUCUGCCUAUUUGCAGCUUGUCACCCUUUCUAAUUUGGAUGCUUUUCGCCCUCUGACUGUGUUUUAUCGCUGCAAGGCAGAAUGGCUCUGGGAGUGCUGAAUCCACAAGUGAAAAGUUCCCUGAGCGGGAGCGUGUUUUUUGACCGUGGAUCCAUAGUAGAGCAGGAACCUCCACCUCCGCUGCGUAGCUACCUGUGUUUGACUAUUUUCACCUGCUUUUGUCCUGCGUACCCUAUCAACAUCGUGGCCCUGGUCUUCUCCAUCAUGUCUAGGAACAGCUACUAUCAAGGGGACUUUGACGGGUCGAUGAGGCUGGGGAGGAACGCCCUCUACGUUGCGGUCGCCUCCAUCAUCAUCGGCCUUCUAAUCAUCGCUAUCACCUGCAUCGUUCAUUUUACCACUAUGGACUUCUAGUGCUGUGGAAGUGGAGCGAGGAAGUAGAGAACAAACAAACAAACAAACACUUGAACAGAAACUGAUGAUGGUGAUGUCUGAAUGGGCUCGGGGUGGCCAGUUCGUACUGUACCAUCUGCCGGUGUAAGGACUCUGACUUUCCCUCUUCUGUUCGUGGCUUCCUCCCACAUUAACACUCUUCACAUGGACAACCGAGGACUGUAAAUUCUGUUGCAUGUACACAUUUCAGUGAUUGAUAUCGACAAAAUGGCAGCUUCCUAUGGCAAGUUUCGGUCAGGCUGUGGCCCUCAUGUAAUAAAUGUAUUUUCACUUUUUCUUUUUCUUUUUUUUUUUCAUGACUCGUCUAACUAACAGAAUAAUACCUACUUCCUCCAGAAAGAUAACACACUUGACGAGAGGGCUUGAUAUUGAUAUUAAGACAAGAAAACACUACUUUUGUUUCCACAAUCAUGCUGAUGUUCUGAACAUUUAUAUUCACCAUUAUUAUAAUGUGUCUGACAGUGUUUGGAUGCUUUUUAUUGACAACAGCAAAGUCUUACAUUAACUGUCUACAUUGUUCCUGCUGUACAUCAAGCUUGUGUCUAAGAACUACUAUAGAAACAAACCUGUCGUUGGUUCAUUUUGUUUUCACUACUCCAGUUUUACUCUAGAGGGGCACUCCACCAGUUUUACACGUGAAUCUGUUCACUUGCGGGU